Dicentrarchus labrax (European seabass) is the source of this 2079-nucleotide messenger RNA. RefSeq names its product family with sequence similarity 151 member B (gene fam151b). Bases 79 to 954 code for a protein of 291 amino acids. Lineage: Eukaryota; Metazoa; Chordata; Actinopteri; Moronidae. The transcript has 6 exons. The record is from RefSeq and is a predicted model, not a curated record.
AACCGGAAAUGUGGUUUAGCUUCCUGCUGCUAACUUAACGUAGCUCUGUAAACAUUGUUUUGACUGUUAAAAUGAACGAUGAAGAGGAGUCUUUGGUUUAACUUUCGCAGUGCUGCUUUAGUUUUAUUCGGGUGUUUUACAGUUUACACUGUUUGGAAUUUAAAAGGGAGGAUGUCUGACCAGACGUUGGACUAUUUCUUGAGUCGGAUAAAGAAGAAGGACGCUGCAGAGGUGAGGUGGUCGCACGCUGUCAACAACCGGAGCCGGUUGUCGGAGGUCCUCUCAGGUGCCACUCAUAUGAUUGAGGCAGACAUAAUCAUGAGAGGUUAUGACCCCAAAGAGCCAAUCAUGGCCCAUCCCCCUGACACAGACAGUGACAUCACACUGAAGGAGUGGCUGGAAGGAGUGAAGGCGCACGAUAAAGGAAUAAAACUAGACUUUAAGAGCCUGGAGGCGGUGUCUCCGUCUGUGGUGCUGCUGGAGGCGGUGCUGGCAGAGCAGAGUCGUCCCGUGUGGAUCAAUGCGGAUAUCCUCUCUGGUCCUGGGGGGCAGGCUAGACCUCUGGAGCCUCAGGCUUUCCUUUCUGCUGUGAGAACUCUACCCAGUCACACUGUGCUCUCUCUUGGGUGGACUACAGGAUGGACCGCUGGGACAGAUAACCCAGGUUACAGCUGGGAUAUGGUGCAUGCGAUGGAGGAGAUUUGUAGAACCCUUAAACAUCCAGUCACCUUCCCAGUGCGUGCAGCUCUCCUGCCCCAGUCAUUCGCCCAACUCGCAUGGCUGCUGAAGCAGUCAGACAGGUACACUUUAACAGUGUGGACCGGCCAGAGUGAUGAGUUAACACUACAGGACUUACUGCCAUACAGGCUAGAGUUUGAUAGCAGUAAGAUCUACUAUGACUUGCCGGACUCUCUAAGGACCGAGCUCAGUAUGACCUUGCGUGACAAGAACUGAACGUCCACUGCAGACACAUUCUGACAGCAGUAACUCUGAUGCCCACAGGUGAAGAGAGGAAAGUGGAAUUUGCUCUACAAAACUUUUCCUGUUGUUCAUCUGCCAUUGACCAGAAUCAUGAUACAGGGGUCAUUUUUUAGGGGUCAUGUGAGGAUUAAUCAAAUAGAAGUGUAGCAAGUCUCUCUAAAACUGUGGGCUCCCCCAGCACACAAUCUAGCAUCACAGGUCAGUUACUCAACACAAAUGUAUUGCCUCCUCAGCCACACACACCAUCAAUACAAAAUACUCAGCUUUACAGCUCUUCUGAGGUUUCUAUAGUCCUGUUCCAAAGUCUGUGACGGUUCACUCCAGCCUUCCUUUCUGGUUUGUGUGUGCCAGCCAACUCUGGUCCACAACACUACUGCAUUAAGAGGAGAGAGUGAAUACUCAAUGAGUACCAGCUGAGAUCAUCAACUCACCUGGUGCUGCUCUCAUCAUCCGUCCCCACACCUUUCUGUCUCCUGCAGUGGAGUGUAAACCACACCCACCUCCACAGAAAAGAUGAAGAAAAAGUAUUUCCACUGCACAAAGGAUGCUUACAUUUUAUAACUUUUCUCUAAUGGUUGCUUUUCCUUGUGAAGUGGCCUCUAAAUUUGUUACAGUGACUAUGUUUACAUGCACAAAAUAUUCUGGUUUUAGCUCCUACUAAGGUCAGAGAUAUACUUGUGUAUGAUUGCUACUUUGCAUAACGUGUUCUGUUGCACCCGUUAUCACACCGCAGCAGUGAUGGAUAUCCUGUAUAUGUAUGAAAAUGUAUACUAUGUAUACUAUUGAUAUUCAAGUGGUUCUUACUGUAGGACUUUUAAGACUGCCCCUUGUUUAGAUCUAGAGGAUAUGACUGUAUAAGGAUAAAAGGAGAGGGUACCAAGACUAUAUAAGCGAGCCCAUCUUUAGUAGAAGAGACUAGAUUCCGUACUGUUCUGUUUCCUGGCUAUAACAAUCAAAUCUUGAGUGUGCGUUUAGUGAAAAGGUAAACCACUAGUAGUCAGCAAAGAACAAGAUUUUGAAAUGUUGAUCUUUGUACGUCAAAUCUUAAAAUGUAAAGUAACUAAAGCUGUGAAAUAAAUGUAAUUGAGUGAAAUUUUC